CUUCACACUUAUAUAUAUCGAAACUCCCUAUAAUCGCCUCCACCCCCUCUUCUCUCUCUUUUCCGUUCUCCUCCUUCCUCGCCUCUCGUUAUAAUCGAAGCCGAUUCCAGCAGAGAGGCGUUGAAGGGAUCGAUCUCUGAUCGCUGACACCGCACGCUCUGCUUGAUCCGUUGAGGAGAUCUCUUCUCCCGUGGAAACUGGGUCGAGGUCAUAGCUGUUUGAUAUGGCAACAGCACCUGCAGCAACAGGAUGGCUGAGGGGAAGAGUGAAGGCUGUUCCUUCUGGAGACUGCAUUGUGAUCAUGGGAAGCGCCAAAGCAGAGAUCCCCCCAGAGAAGACCAUCACAUUGUCUUCUCUCGUUGCUCCUAGACUGGCCCGCCGUAAUGGAGUUGAUGAACCCUUUGCAUGGGAUAGCAGAGAAUUUUUAAGGAAACUUUGCAUAGGAAAGGAGGUCACUUUCCGAGUAGACUACACAGUUCCAUCCAUAGGGAGAGAAUUUGGUACUGUCUUUCUUGGGGAUAAAAAUAUAGCAUUGUUGGUUGUUUCUGAAGGGUGGGCAAAGGUUAGGGAGCAGGGUCAACAAAAAGGUGAAGCAAGUCCUUUCUUGGCAGAACUGCUGCGUCUAGAAGAGCAAGCGAAGCAACAAGGUUUAGGCCGCUGGAGCAAGGUACCUGGUGCUUCUGAGGCAUCAAUUAGGGAACUGCCCCCUUCAUCUGUUGGGGACCCUAGUAAUUUGGAUGCCAUGGGUCUCUUAGCUGCAAACAAAGGCAAGCCUAUGCAGGGAAUUGUGGAACAGGUCCGUGAUGGCAGCACUGUUCGUGUUUAUCUGCUCCCAGAGUUUCAGUUUGUCCAGGUCUUUGUUGCAGGCGUUCAGGCACCAUCCAUGGGAAGAAGGGCUGUGGCAGAACUUGAGAUAACUACUAAUGAUGCAAAUGAAGAAGUUCCCACUGAAUCUAGAACGACUCUAACAUCAGCUCAGAGGCUUGCAGCCUCCACAGCAUCGUCGACUGAAGUUGCACCAGAUCCUUUUGGAAGAGAAGCUAAACACUUCACGGAGAUCCGCGCUUUAAAUAGAGAUGUCCGGAUUGUGCUUGAAGGUGUAGACAAAUUUAGUAAUCUAAUUGGUUCGGUAUACUAUCCUGAUGGAGAUACUGCAAAAGACUUGGCUCUGGAGCUUGUACAAAAUGGGUUAGCUAAAUACGUGGAAUGGAGUGCAAAUAUGAUGGAAGAUGAGGCGAAACGACGGCUAAAGGCUGCUGAACUUCAAGCCAAAAAAGACCGCUUAAGAAUUUGGACUAACUAUGUGCCACCUGCAACAAAUUCGAAGGCUAUCCAUGACCAAAACUUCACGGGAAAGGUGGUAGAGGUUGUAAGUGGAGACUGUGUAAUUGUUGCUGAUGACUCUGUCCCGUAUGGCAGUCCACUGGCUGAGCGACGGGUGAAUCUUUCAAGCAUCAGGUCCCCUAGAAUGGGCAAUCCUCGUAGAGAUGAAAAACCUGCACCCUACGCUCGUGAGGCUAGGGAAUUUUUGCGUACACGUCUUAUCGGUCGUCAAGUAAAUGUGUCAAUGGAGUACUCUAGGAAGUUAAGCAUGGUGGAUGGACCCAACCCAAUAGGUGCAGCUGGCUCGGCUGAUUCUAGAGUAAUGGAUUUUGGCUCAGUUUUCCUGGUGUCUCCUUCCAAAGCUGAGGGUGAUGAUGCUGCUCCUGUUCCACCUUCUGCAAGUGGUCGACCAGCAGGGAUAAAUGUUGCUGAGCUAGUAGUCGGACGUGGCUUUGGCACUGUCAUCAGACACAGAGAUUUUGAAGAACGGUCAAAUUAUUAUGAUGCUUUGUUGGCAGCCGAGUCACGUGCUACCAAUGGAAAGAAAGGGAUUCAUUCUGCCAAGGACCCUCCGGUGAUGCAUAUAACAGAUCUGACAAUGGCCUCAGCAAAGAAAGCGAGAGAUUUCUUGCCAUUUCUACAACGCACUAGAAGACUCAAUGCUGUUGUUGAAUAUGUUCUUAGCGGUCACCGUUUUAAAUUACUGAUACCGAAAGAGACAUGUAGUAUUGCAUUCUCGUUUUCUGGUGUUAGGUGCCCUGGUCGAGAUGAGCCUUUUUCAGAUGAAGCAAUUGCUUUAAUGAGAAGGAAAAUUCUGCAAAGGGAUGUUGAGAUAGAAGUUGAGACAGUUGAUAGGACUGGAACUUUCUUGGGCUCCCUGUGGGAGUCAAGGACCAACAUGGCUGUGACUCUUUUGGAAGCAGGACUGGCAAAGCAUCAAACAUCAUUUGGUACAGACAGGAUUCCAGAUGCUCACCUCCUUGCACAGGCUGAGCAAUCCGCAAAACAGCAGAGAUUGAAAAUAUGGGAGAACUAUGUUGAAGGCCAAGAACCAGCUAAUGGUUCCACAACUGAAAGCAAACAGAAGGAAGUACUUAAGGUUGUGGUCACUGAAGUCCUAGGUGGUGGCAAAUUCUAUGUCCAGACAGUUGAUGAUCAGAAGGUGGCUGCUAUUCAGCAGCAGCUUGCCUCGCUGAAUCUCCAGGAAGCUCCAGUUAUUGGAGCUUUCAGUCCUACAAAGGGUGAUAUAGUCCUUGCCCAGUUCACUGUAGAUAACUCUUGGAACAGAGCCAUGAUUGUUAAUGGGCCACGAGGGGUUGUGGAAUCACCAGAGGAGAAGUUUGAAGUGUUUUAUAUUGACUAUGGAAACCAAGAAACAGUUCCCUACAGUCGCUUACGACCUCUGGAUCCCUCGGUUUCAUCUGCACCUGGUUUGGCUCAACUGUGCAGCCUUGCAUACAUUAAAGUCCCAAAUUUAGAGGAUGAUUUUGGGCAAGAAGCUGCAGAGUAUCUGAGCGAGCGCACUCUAAACAGCUCUAGGGAGUUCAGGGCUAUGGUUGAAGAAAGAGAUACCUCGGGAGGAAAAGUAAAAGGACAGGGAACUGGAACAGUUCUUGUUGUAACACUUGUUGAUGUGGAAGCUGGUACCAGUGUCAAUGCUGCCAUGCUGCAGGAUGGACUUGCUAGGCUAGAAAGAAAGAAGAGGUGGGACACAAAGGAAAGAAAGGCAGCCCUUGAUAACCUGGAAGAGUUCCAAGAAAAAGCAAAACGAAAGAGGUUGAGGAUGUGGCAGUAUGGGGAUGUCCAAUCUGAUGAUGAAGACUCAGCCCCACCUGCAAGAAAAGCUGGUGGUCGUCGGUAGAGAGAUCUUAUAACUAGUUGUUAGGUAAAAUUAUCUAGAAUCAGGGAAUGUAAAAGGGAAAAGAGGCAGUUAGACUUAGUAGGAGAGGUAUUUUUAUCUUUAUGUGCUUCCGUUUUGUUGUUUUAUUUUCUUUCCUGUUCCUUUUUAAGCUUGAAGGGACAUUGAUUUUCACGUCUCUCAAUAAGGCAGUUCCAUGCAUUCUCAUGUUCUAUGUAGGCCGUAGAGAACCCUAUUACUUGCAAACAUAGUUUUGUACUGGUAUUGGCCCUUAAAUUAAUUUUUGGCACUUAUUAUACAUAAGAAGAUUGCAUCAUUGAGUUUUAAUGAAUCAUGAAUCUCCUAUUGUUGUUU
Molecule: messenger RNA, 3535 nt
Organism: Phoenix dactylifera (date palm)
Lineage: Eukaryota; Viridiplantae; Streptophyta; Magnoliopsida; Arecales; Arecaceae
Product: ribonuclease TUDOR 1-like
Biological process (GO): regulatory ncRNA-mediated gene silencing; mRNA catabolic process
Cellular component (GO): RNAi effector complex; nucleus; cytosol
Molecular function (GO): RNA binding; nuclease activity
Source: RefSeq, a predicted model, not a curated record